AUGGUAGCCGCCGGAUGGCCAUGGCGCAUUGCCCUGGCCGGGCUUCUGGCCUCGGAAGUGGCAAUCGCCGCGCAGAAGCCGCUGUCUCCUAAAUCCGCCCGGAAUCCGCUUGACGAUACGUUCGCGACGCUUGUCAACAAGACGCUCGAUGACUGCAAGGUUCCAGGGCUUGCCAUUGCGGUGAUUGACGACGAAGAGAUAUUUGCCGAGGGGUAUGGCUAUGCGACGCUGCCGGACACGAGAGCAACGCCAGAGACGCUGUGGUACGGCGCCUCGACGACCAAGGCGUUUACGGCGGCUACUCUCGCCCACCUCAUCGAUUCCAAGCAACAUCCUUCUUUGACCGCAGGCUGGCAAACCCCAAUCUCGUCUGUGCUUCGCGACGACUUCAUAUUGCAGGAUGAGUGGGCGACAAACCACAUCACCCUUGAGGAUGCGGUCAGCCAUCGCACAGGCAUGCCGCGCCACGACAUGUCAAGCAUUCGCAUCAUAGACGGCAGGUCGGCCGUGCCCCGGGAUAUUGUGCGUAGCUUGCGGCAUCUCCCGACCACUGCGGAGCCUCGCGUCAAGUUUCAGUACUGCAACCUCAUGUUCGUCACGUUGUCUCAUGUGAUUGAGACUCUUACGGGCAAGUGGCUGGGAGACGCGAUCAAGGAGACAAUCUGGGGUCCUCUCGGUAUGAACGGAACGCGAUUUAGUCUCGAAGACGCUCUACACGCGCCGUACCAUCUUGCCCGGGGUUACAGGUGGGAUGAAGACAACGAAACCUAUCACGAGGUAGACCACAUGCCCGUGACGGAGGUCAGCGGCGCGGGUGCCAUCUUCUCCAACGUCCUCGACUACGCCAAGUGGGUUAAGAGCCUUAUCCACGCAAGCGGCCCGCUCUCUGAGGCAGUCCACAAGGAGAUCCGGACACCGCGAAUGAUCAGUUCCAUGCCGGCGAAUGGCCUUGAUGUGCAGGCGUAUGCCCUGGCGUGGGAGAGGUUCGUCUACAAGGGUCACGUCGUGUACACGCACGGUGGAGGCAUGCACGCUUUUGGCGCCGGCGUCUACUGGCUGCCAGAGGUCAAGUUUGGCGUCGUGGCCUUUGGAAAUACGGCAUUGACGUCCAACGCGGCCGAAGAGGAGCUCAUAUUUAAGCUCAUUGACGACAAACUUGGCAUCCCGGACGAGGACCGCAUUGACCAGAGAAAGAAGUGGGACAAGAUUCUGCAAGAAAGCAAGAAGAACCUGACCCAGGUCCUCGACGAAGUAUACCCGGAAAGACCAAAGAAAGCCCUUCCUCCGACCGUUGAUAUCACCGAGCUACAAGGCACAUAUCACAACGCUGGAUAUGGGAACAUCACACUCCGUAUCAAAGACGAGACCAGCGUACUUGGCGAGCGCAAGCUUUUAACUGCCUCGCGCUCAGAGUUCACAUUUCCGAUGGUGUUGGACCUGCAUCAUGUAUCUGGCGACUGGUGGCUCAUGGUACUCGACAUGGCCAACAACCCAGUCGUAUACUUUCGGUCAUACGCCGAGGCUGAGUUCCAGUUUGGGGUGGACGGGCGGCCGCAUGGGUUAGACGUGCAAUUCUCGCCUGGGGGAUUGAACGAGGGCGACAGGGACCCCAAGGUAUUGUUUACGAAGAUUGUGUGA
This is a messenger RNA of Purpureocillium lilacinum, 1638 nucleotides long. RefSeq lists its product as uncharacterized. The record is from RefSeq and is a predicted model, not a curated record. NCBI's taxonomy places the organism in Eukaryota, Fungi, Ascomycota, Sordariomycetes, Hypocreales, Ophiocordycipitaceae.